This is a messenger RNA of Drosophila rhopaloa, 3076 nucleotides long. RefSeq lists its product as uncharacterized. The coding region runs from base 636 to 2936 and encodes 766 amino acids. The transcript has a single exon. The record is from RefSeq and is a predicted model, not a curated record. Lineage: Eukaryota; Metazoa; Arthropoda; Insecta; Diptera; Drosophilidae. Gene Ontology annotation, biological process: response to DNA damage checkpoint signaling; meristem structural organization; epigenetic regulation of gene expression. Gene Ontology annotation, cellular component: nucleus.
UGAGCCCUUAAUCUAUUCUUUCUUUGUGCCUAAAUGCUGUUUGUUUGUGUCGAUAUCUUUACAAUGAACCGCCUUGGGUGUUUCAGGGGUGCGGCUCGUCCUCCAGUUCGGGAUUUUUAAAAUUUAAGUUUCUAAAAGUACUGAAAAAAGUACUGCCUGUGCUCGAACUGCCUGUGAUGAGCCGCGAACCGUUGAUAAGUGUUUGGUCAAUCACCAAUAAAGCUUAUAAAUGUCAAUCUAAAUGCCCUUGCAAUGCAAAUACAAUUAUUUACUACAAAUUAUUCUAAAUGUACAUAAAUAUAAAAAGUAGUACAAUUUGAAAGAAAGCUGACUCAUUUAGCUUAUCAAUAAUUAGUAAUAAUAAUACAAAGGACAAGCUUAUCCGACAUUAUUUAAAAUUCCUUAAAUGUUUUUAGUAUUAGAGUAUUUUUCCAGCAAGAGUUUAAAAUACAAUGAGGAAUUUAUAAAUGCAAACAAGGUACAAAAUAAUCAGAUGUCAAAUAUUUACAUAUAAUUAAUACAAUAUGACAACACAUUAAAAGUGAAACAAAAACUCUUCAAACAAAAACCAAAAAAAAAAAAAGAAAAAUAAAGAAAAAGGGCAUUACACUACAAGAUACAGCUGGGAACACAAUAUGGACGAGGAGGACAUUGAUUACCUGCCCCGGCCAAACACCAACAGCUUGAGCGUUCCGAAUGACCCUGCAAUGCUGGCCGUGUACGAACUUUACAAUCCUCCUCUACACGUUAAUCGGACAAUACUUUCCGAGCAUAAUCGGGAUACCUUCGCAGAGGUGUUAAAUAACCCCUCUCACCUGCCCACUUUGGCGGAACUGUGCGUCCGGGAGUUGGCUAGGAGUGGGGGCACCCACAUGGCCGUUGCUGCCGUGCGCGAGGAUCCGCUCAAGAUGCGCAUCCACUACGACUCGCUCGACGUGAAUCUGCCUCUGCGCGAGUGCUACUACGUGGAGGAUGAGAGCUACUGGAAGCGCGUAGUUUUGGCGAAGAGUUCGGACACUUGCCUCUCGCUGAAGAAAUUGCACGAAUAUGAAUGGCGCAGGAAGGGACUGAGCCUCAAAUACGUGGAGCUGGUGGAAGCCUGUCCGGCCGCCCUCUGGCCAGAGCAGGAGAUGACCGAGCUGGCCGAGUUGAUUCAAGAUCAAGUGCGCUCAAUGGACAUUCGGCACCUGCAGUCGUUGACAGAGUUUGCCUUCCGGCGAAAGGGAAACGACGACGACGACGACACGGAGCCGGAUAUCUCCUCUGAAGAGUCUGGAGGCAUGGAAAUCUCCAGCGAUGAGCCCAUGACCCCGGACGAUGGUGAGGAGGAGGGGGAGGAGGAGGAGGACGAGGGCGGAACCGAGACAUCUCACUCUUCAAAGAAAAGAGUAAUUGGAUUUUCCACAAAAUGGAAUGUCGAGAUCUCUGACGACGAAGACUCCUCCGGCAACGAGCGGCGAAAACGACGGCAGGAUCGAAACGCCGCCCGCCAGCGGCUGCGGGAUCUGAAGGCCACCAAGCAAGCGGAGCACGAGCAGCGCAAGCUUCGUCGGUUCGAGAAGCAGAGGCCCAAAGAUCCAGAGCCGCGUCGGAAAAGAAAGCGGAAGCAGCGCAUCGAAGGCGCGUUCGACAUCCGAGUUGAGCCGGAACCGGAUGAUCACGAGGACAAGGUGAUGGACAAGCGCAACAAGCUGAAGUAUCUGAAGCAGUUGCAGCAACAGAAAUAUCCGGAGGAUGAUUGUUGGCACAUUGAUCUAUCUUUUGUGCGCCACUUUGUCAACCUAGUCUCGCUGAACCUGGAAUUCCUGGGUCCGGCGUUGGGCCGUGAGUACCACAAGCGGCACGUGCUCUUCUCGGUCAAGGACAUGGUUCGCCUUUCCCGGGGCUUGGUGGCCCUGCAGCAGCUGCAGAUUUUCCGGCUGCGCAAUAGCCGGCUGAAUAGCUUCAAGCUGUAUCCGUUGUGCCGGGCGUUGCAUGUACUGCCCUUGCUGGAGGUGGUGGACUUUGGCUACGACCAGAUCACCGGCGACUGUGGCCCUGAGUUGGGAAUGCUACUGGAUCGGCCGUCCAUGCUCAAGACCCUCGAGCUCGAGUACAAUCGUCUGGACGUGCGGGCCAUGGCGGCCAUUGGGGAGGCACUGCAGCGACCGAGCCUUAAGAGGCUGGAGUAUCUGGGAUUGGCCCACAACAAGAUGAGCGGCAAUGCGCUGACCAUACUGUGCAACCGCAUCAAGGGCACCGAGCACGUUGAGGAGCUGAAUGUCUCCGGGAUCGAGGCAAAUCCUAGGAUAGUUGUGGACGAGAUUGGCGAUCUGCUGCGCCACCACGAUCCGCUGCGCCGUCUGAAAAUGGCGACCAUUCCAGUGGGCUCCAAGAUGGGCAUUAAUCUGAUAUGCGCGCUAAGCGGUAACAUGAAGAUCACCCACUUUGACUGCCGCGACUGUGACUUGGACGAGGACGAGGAGUUGGAUGCAGACCUGGUAGUCAGGCGGAACAUUUUCAUGAACGAAAACAGCUAUAUCUCGGAUACGGAUCGCUUUCCUACUACAGCAGAUGUGGUGGAGUUUGCCAAGACGCUGAAGCAUCCGAUGGUGCAGAAGAUCGAGGAGGACAUGGCGAAAAGGGAUGAAUGCUUCCAGCACUAUCCACCCCCGACGCCGAGUGUCCAUAGCAUGAUGCAUCAGUCGGUGGUGGCGGAGGAAUCUGACUACGACAUGUGGCAUGUGUUCGGAACCACCACUAAAAGGGUGACUAGGGACACAGCUUCACUCGGAGAGCUUGAUCAUAAAUCGAGUUCAGCGUCGGUACCAAACAAGGAGCCAUUUAGAUACGAACCCAACAACUUCGACCUGGAAGAGUUCCGGGAGCACGUGUAUCAGCCGGGACCGGCAAACAGGCACUCCUACCUCGUAAAACAAAGGAACUCGCUUAUAUAACCCACACGUGGACAUUAUUAGUUUAUCAAAAUCUUAAGUUACUAUAACUAUAUCUAACUAAUACAACUGCUGUCAGAAAACUAUGUCUUGAAAUCAUGUAAAAACUGUAGAUAAAAUGAAAAUAAGCUAGAAAUGAAAAA